Myxozyma melibiosi is the source of this 969-nucleotide messenger RNA. RefSeq lists its product as uncharacterized. Bases 1 to 969 code for a protein of 322 amino acids. Lineage: Eukaryota; Fungi; Ascomycota; Lipomycetes; Lipomycetales; Lipomycetaceae. The transcript has 3 exons. Gene Ontology annotation, molecular function: RNA binding. The record is from RefSeq and is a predicted model, not a curated record. Gene Ontology annotation, biological process: CUT catabolic process; TRAMP-dependent tRNA surveillance pathway; poly(A)-dependent snoRNA 3'-end processing. Gene Ontology annotation, cellular component: cytoplasmic exosome (RNase complex); nuclear exosome (RNase complex).
AUGGCAGACGGCGACAGAAGCGACGAAGUCGACGCAGAGGACGACGACGACGACAGCGAAGACGAGAGACUGUUUUCACUUGAUCCCGAAGCAGACGGCGAUGCAAGGAUUACCGGCGUAGUCAAGGGAAAGCACAUCGUCACCCCCGGCGAGCUGGUGACUUCAGACGCGACCUGGAUGCGCGGCCAUGGAACCUACUCUGUAGGCAACUCAACCUACUCCUCCGUGGCGGGCACAAUCACCCGCGUCAACAAACUUCUCUCGGUGACGCCUCUGCGAGGACGGUAUGUGCCCGAGGUAGGCGACCACGUCGUCGGCCGCAUCAUCGACGUCGGCACUCGCAGCUGGCACGUCGAUAUCGGCGCAAAGCAAGCCGCCGUACUUAUGCUCGGCUCUGUGAAUUUGCCUGGUGGUGUUCAGCGACGAAAGUCGGAGAGCGAUGAGCUUCAGAUGAGAGUCUUUCUUAAGGAAGGCGAUCUACUUAAUGCCGAAGUCCAAGCAAUCUUCACAGACGGUGCAGCUUCUCUCCACACCCGUUCACUCAGCUACGGAAAACUCCGUAACGGCUACUUUCUCAACAUUCCUUCCUCCCUCAUCAUCCGAUCAAAGAUCCACACUCUAGAACUCCCCGGCGGCGUCGACCUCGUCUUGGGCGUCAACGGAUACCUCUGGCUUCGAAAACACACACAACAGCUCGGCGAACAAGGCGUCAGCAUCACCAGAUUAGCAGAAGAGGCCGGCUGGGAAAUCUACAGCGACGAAAACGAGUACAUCUCCCCCAGCAUACGCGAGACCAUCGCGCGCUAUGCAAACGCAAUCAAAGCUCUCGAGUUUGGCGAGGUCGGCGUGAAUGAGCCUCGUGUUGUGGCUGCGUAUGAAGCUAGUCUGGAGUUCAAAAACGUCGGAGAAAUGGUGGAGAACGAUGCUAAGCGUCGUAUUGCUAGACAGGUCCUGGCUGCUAGGUCUUAA